Molecule: messenger RNA, 4086 nt
Organism: Rubroshorea leprosula
Lineage: Eukaryota; Viridiplantae; Streptophyta; Magnoliopsida; Malvales; Dipterocarpaceae
Source: the annotation of a GenBank genome assembly
GUAAUUAAUCUCUACGCUUCUCUCUCUGCAAUUACUCUUUGAGAGCAUCUCUCUCUAGAAUAUUGAGUAUUGCUGACUUGAGCAUUGGAGUGUUUCUCCCGGGGGAGCAGCCUCGGGAUUUGCAGGUGUAGAAGCAGCUGAGGACUUCAACAGUGUUGGACUGUGAAGCUGCCUAAACAUUUGGCGCCGUCUGUGGGAACUUGAACAAAAAGUUGUGUAGCUUAACCUGUUGGAAGACAAAAUGGUUCGAACUUUUACAGGAGGUCGCCCCCCAAGAAAUGAAGUGGACGAACAGGAGGACACUCAGCUGUCUGAACCCGAUGAUGAUGAAAGGACACCAACCGGGUACGCAACUCAGCCCGAACAUUUCCAAGUUCCAACAGGAACAAGACAGAGACAACCCAGACCUGGCAAUCUGCAACAGGAACGACCUCAAAGGUCAGCAGAGCCUGCUCGAACAACCGAGCUCGAAGAGAGAACCAGAGUUCUCGAGAUGGCAAUGGGUAAAAUCCUUGCCCGCCUGAUUUCGGAUGACCCCCUGAUCCCUUUGUUGAACAGGGAUGCACAACCAGCUACGGUUGUUGCGACUCGAAACUCCCCCGCUCUAAGCAACAUAGUAGUGCCGACCAGGCCAAGGGGAAGUGGGAAACUAAAUAACGAGCCCUGCUUGUCCAAACAUAGUGAAGAAUUGAUGAGAAAGAAUGCAGACCUUGAAAGGCAGCUGCGGGACGUACAGAAGUCCAUUGACGAGCUGAAAAGCCCCAAGUCGCACCAACAAACCCUUGAUUUGGAUAGUGCUCCACUGAACCUAUCCAUCACAGCAGAACCAUAUCAAGAGGGAUUCAAAAUUCCCCACCUGGAGACAUAUGAUGGCUUGGGCGAUCCAGAUGAACAUCUACACACCUAUCAAGCCAUCAUGAGGAUCCAAAAUGCCAAUGAUGCCAUGAUGUGCAAAGUGUUCCUAGCGACACUGAAAUCAACGGCCAGAAGAUGGGAGAUCAAACGCACAGCAACCGAGCUGAAGCAAGUUAAUCAGAGGGAAGGGGAAUCUCUGAGGGACUACAUGCAGCGAUUCAACAAAGCCACUUUGGACAUCGAUAACGUCCCAGACACCAUCUGCCUAUCCGCCUUGCUGCAUGGUUUGAAGCGUGGCCGGUUCCUGGACGACCUGCUAGAAAACCCACCAAAGACAUGGAACAAAGUCAAUGACAGGUCUCAAAUCCUAGCACAAAUCCAGCAUUGGGUUAGAAGACCCCCACCCCUAUUACAUGAUUCCCCGAGAGCAGACAAGAGCAAGCACUGUGACUACCAUCGUGUAUACGGUCACAACACAAAAGAUUGCCAACACCUAAAAGACGAGCUGGAGUUCCUGGCUCGCAAUGGGAAACUGGAAGGAUAUGUUCAGAAGCUCCAUACCCAGCAACCCACUCAAGCUCAUUUUGUACAAGGGUAUGACCGACCUCAGAGGGGAAACCGGAAGAUGGCCAGAGCCUGCUAUCAAGAUACGUUCAAGAAAGUUCAGCUCGCGGCAACACCGGUAGGUUCUAAGAAUCACAGACCAACUCAGCCCAGACAGCAGACAAUGAGCAUAUCAGACAUCGAGCAUCGACCUGAGGGUGUCGAGCAGAAAGCAGAGCUAGUGGAGCCAGUAGAAACAGUCCCUCUAAACCCGGAUGUGCUAGAAAGGACAGUUAAGAUCGACACCAAGCUCACAGAAGAGGAGCGUGCAGAGCUUCUGGAGUUUUUUAGGAUUAAUCAGGAUGUGUUUGUGUGGACUGCGGAUGAAAUGCCUGGCGUUCCAGCAGAGUUGACAAUCCACAGGCUCAGCACGGACCCUACCAGAAGGCUAGUGGUUCAGAAAUGUCGCCUUUUUGGCCUUGAGAAGCAAGCUGCCAUAGAUGAAGAGAUACAAAAGCUGUUACAAGCAGGCUUCAUCAGAAGAGUAGAAUACUCUGAAUGGGUGUCCAACCCUGUGCUCGUCAAAAAGCCAAAUGGCAAGUGGAGGAUGUGUAUUGACUUCACCAACCUCAAUGAUGCGUGUCCAAAAAACCCUUAUCCCUUGCCAAAUGUCGAGAAGUUAGUAGAGCGGGCAACCAGACACAAAUGGAUGAGCUUCCUUGAUGCCAGUUCGAGUUAUCAUCAGGUCCAGCUGUUGUUAGACGACCAGGAGAAAACAGCGUUUUAUGCUGGUGACGUAAUCUACUGCUAUGUGAUGAUGCCAGUCAGGGAAAUUCCUAGGUACGUGGUAUCCAAGAAAGGAAUUGAAGUCAAUCCAGAGAAAGUUCAGGCCAUUAAGCAGAUGGAGCCACCCAAGACUAUCAAAGAGGUGCAGCGGUUGACGGGCCGUGUCGCUGCACUGCAUAGAUUCAUAGCCAGCACCUCUACUGUCCAAGCCUAUGGAAGGGGAGAGUUUAUACAUGUCCUGGGGGUUACAGAAGAGGUAGUGAGCUCAGUCCUACUUAGGGAAGAGAAUAGGAAUCAGAAGCCUAUCUGCUACGUGAGCAAAGUUUUACAAGGUGCCGAGCAGAACUACCCACUAGCAGAAAAGGCUGCUUUUGCUUUGGUCUGCACAGCUCGUAAGUUGAGAGCUUAUUUUCAAUCUCAUCAAAUUGUUGUUUAUAUUGAUUUCCCGCUGAGGAAAAUAUUACAGAAGCCAGAACUCUCUGGUAUGCUCAUCGGGUGGAGCGUCGAGCUGAGUGAGUAUGACCUUAAAUUUCAGCCGCGCAUGACUAUAAAAGGACAGGCUGUGGCAGACUUUUUGGUUGAAUGCGCCUCGGCGACUGUGAAAGAAAAGGCACCUGAACACCCAGUCUGGGUUUUGUAUGUAGAUGGAGCUGCUAAUGUUGAAGGAUCAGGUGCUAGGGCUGUACUGUUAGGGCCGGAUGGCUUUAAAUCCGAGCACGCGCUGAGGUUCAAGUUUCAAACAACUAACAAUGCAGCAGAGUAUGAAGCCCUCAUCUAUGGCUUGAAGCUAGCGUCCAAGCUGAAGGUACAGAGCAUUCAGGUUUUUAGCGACUCUCAGCUCGUUGUGGGCCAAGUGAAUGGCAACUGUGAAAUUAGGGAUCCCCAGCUUGCUCGUUAUGCCUCUGUGGUCAACAGAUUGAAAUCAAGAUUUGCUUCCUUCCAAAUCGACAAGAUACCCAGAGCAGAUAACCAACGAGCUGACCAGCUGUCGAAGUUGGCCUCCUCGCAAGAGACGAACCCUCAUAGGUCAACAAUAGUGGAGGUACUUGAUGCUCUGAGCUACACCGAUUUCAUAGUUGAGUGUCAGCUGCUCAGCACAAAUCCAUCUUCACCGAGCUGGACCACCCCACUCAUAAAUUAUCUGCAAAGUGGCGAGCUACCGGAAGAUCCGUCCGCUGCAAAGUUGACUAAACGGAGGGCAGCACAUUUCACUUUGUUGGACAACAGGCUCUAUAAACGAGCAGCCUCAAUGCCCCUAUUGCGCUGCCUUACUCCUUAUGAAGCCGAAUAUGUUGUGAGAGAAGUUCAUGAAGGAGUAUGUGGCACCCACAUCGGUGGUAGGACUUUAGCUCGGAAACUUCUGAGGCAAGGUUAUUACUGGCCCACUAUGGUCGAGGACGCACAGAACUAUGUCAAAAAGUGUCCGACCUGCCAGUUCAAUGCUGAUGAUAUCCACAUGCCAGGAGAAAUGCUCUCAUCACUCUCAUCUCCUUGGCCUUUUGCUCAAUGGGGAGUCGACCUGCUCGGCCCUUUCGUGAAAGGUAAAGGAGGAUGCACUUACCUUGUUGUCGCGGUGGAUUAUUUCACCAAAUGGAUAGAAGCUAAACCAUUGUCCACGACCACAGAGAAUAAAAUAGAAGAAUUCCUGUUUAAUUCAAUAUUAUGCAGGUUCGGCAUACCUAAACGGAUCAUAACUGAUAAUGUUCCACAGUUCCGAGCCGCGGCGCUGAGGUCGUUCUGCAAUGAUUAUGGAAUUGAGCUCGCCUUGACAUCUGUGUAUACUCCACAAUCCAAUGGGCAAGCAGAGUCCGCCAAUAAAAUCGUCUUAUGAGGCCUCAAGACACGUGUUUUGGCUGCACAUACUAACUGGGUUGACAAGCUCAAUAAAGUGCUGUGGUCAUG